CUCGGGCAGAAACCCUAACUUCAUCUGUCUGUGAGUCUCCUCUCAAAACAGCGAGCAGUCGCAGCGGCAGUCGGUAGGAGAAGAUCUACCAUGGAGACGGCGAAGGUCGGUCGAACUGUAAAGGAUGUGUCGCCUCACGAGUUUGUCAAGGCGUACUCAGCCCAUUUGAAACGAUCUGGCAAGGUCGAACUUCCACACUGGACCGAUAUUGUUAAGACUGGACGGUUCAAGGAGCUUGCUCCAUACGACCCAGAUUGGUACUACAUUAGAGCUGCUUCCAUGGCGAGGAAGAUCUACCUUAGACAGGGCAUUGGAGUAGGCGGCUUUCAGAAGAUCUAUGGAGGGCGCAAGAGGAAUGGUAGCAGGCCACCUCAUUUCUGCAAAAGCAGUGGAGCCAUUGCUCGUCACAUCCUCCAGCAACUGGAAAAGAUGAAUAUCGUUGAAGCCAACGAGAAGGGGGGAAGGAGAAUUACUUCACAAGGUCGCCGUGAUCUUGACCAAGUUGCUGGGCGUGUGGUAGUUGUGGCAUAAAUGCUUUACAGGGAACCAGCCGUUCACCAGCUACUAGAAUUUAAAUUUCCUGCAGAUUUUGUUAGGUACUUCUUUCGUGUCAAUCUCGUGUCAAAAACAUAUUUUUAAGAUGAAUGAUUUCCAGUUUCUGUUAUAGGAAUUUAGGAUUUUUACUUGGACCUUUAAAACGUAAUGUGCCACUCAGUUUAUUUGGAUAUAAUAACUGUUAUAAGGUUCUUUGGUUGCAGUUUUGCCAUGAA
Messenger RNA from Dendrobium catenatum, 770 nucleotides. Its product is annotated as 40S ribosomal protein S19-1. NCBI's taxonomy places the organism in Eukaryota, Viridiplantae, Streptophyta, Magnoliopsida, Asparagales, Orchidaceae. Gene Ontology annotation, molecular function: RNA binding; structural constituent of ribosome. Gene Ontology annotation, cellular component: ribosome; cytosolic small ribosomal subunit. Bases 91 to 531 code for a protein of 146 amino acids. The record is from RefSeq and is a predicted model, not a curated record. Gene Ontology annotation, biological process: translation; ribosomal small subunit assembly. The transcript is spliced from 3 exons.